This is a messenger RNA of Neoarthrinium moseri, 1341 nucleotides long. RefSeq lists its product as uncharacterized. The transcript has 3 exons. Bases 1 to 1341 code for a protein of 446 amino acids. Lineage: Eukaryota; Fungi; Ascomycota; Sordariomycetes; Amphisphaeriales; Apiosporaceae. Gene Ontology annotation, cellular component: plasma membrane. The record is from RefSeq and is a predicted model, not a curated record. Gene Ontology annotation, molecular function: zinc ion transmembrane transporter activity. Gene Ontology annotation, biological process: zinc ion transmembrane transport.
AUGGAUGAACCUUCGGGGUCCUCUUGGUCCUCGGUAUCGACCGAUGUCCUGCUUGCCGAGCUCGCGCGCCGGCAGGGUGCAGACACCCCGGGUGAGAGACCCGCCUGCGGAAGCAGAGAAAGGGGCGCAUACGACACGCCGCUGCACGUAUUUGCCGUCGUCUUGAUCCUGACUUUGAGCACCUUGGCUUGUGGUUUCCCACUGUUUUCGCGCCGAGCAUCGCAGAGCCGCCGAUCGAAUCGAAUAGUCUUCCUCAGCCAACACUUCGGCACCGGAGUGCUGCUAGCCACGGCCUUCGUCCACCUCCUGCCGACCGCAUUCACGUCGUUGAACGAUCCGUGCUUGCCGUAUGUCUUCAGCCAGGGAUACCGGCCGAUGCCGGGCCUUGUUGCUAUGGUGUCUGCAUUAGUGGUCGUCGCUUUGGAGUCAUAUCUCACAACAAGGGGUGCUGGCCAUUCCCACAACCACGCGCAUGCUUGGGACUCGGAUGACGGGACCGAGCAGGGCCACCACGGGCAUUCUCGCCCUGACGGCGCAGGUAAUGCACGGAGCCUUGCGGCCAAACGUGCGCCAAGCCACAGACCAGCAGAUAUUCCUCUGCAAGACCUGGGCGACAGGGAGGGUCUCAUGGCCGGUGUCUCCCCUCUUCCGGAGUCCUCGCCCAGCUCGGUGCCUCCCGCGAGCGGCAAUCCAUUGAUUAGGAAGAACGGCGAUGAGGAUGAUGAUGAUCUAGACUUUGAUCUCGAUGAAUUGGACCCAUCUGCCGAGGAUGAUGCGCGGCCGUUGGCAGGUUCUGCUGCGCAGGCACCUUUGGGAUCGACUGCUUCCGGUAUUCCUAAUCCGGAAGAACAGAAAAGGCUCAUGAUCCAAUGUCUGCUGCUAGAGGCAGGCAUCCUGUUCCACAGCAUCUUCAUUGGCAUGGCUGUUUCGGUCGCCACGGGCCCGCCCUUCGUUGUCUUUCUGAUUGCGAUCGCCUUCCACCAGACGUUCGAAGGGUUGGCCCUAGGCUCCCGCAUCGCUGCUAUCCAGUUCCCCAAACACUCCAUCCGGCCCUGGCUCAUGGUUCUCGCAUAUGGCAUGACAACACCUUUCGGGCAGGUCAUUGGCUUGAUUGUACACAACAUGUACGACCCCAUGAGUCAGACUGGUUUGCUCAUGGUUGGUUUCAUGAACGCAAUCUCUAGUGGGCUGCUACUGUUUGCUGGCUUGGUACAGUUGCUCGCAGAAGACUUCCUGACAGAGAAGAGCUACAAGACCCUCAAAGGCCGAACCAGAAUGCACGCGUUUUUGGCAGUGAUAGGCGGUGCAGCUCUGAUGGCUCUGGUCGGUGCUUUUGCAUAG